Molecule: messenger RNA, 921 nt
Organism: Dissoconium aciculare CBS 342.82
Lineage: Eukaryota; Fungi; Ascomycota; Dothideomycetes; Mycosphaerellales; Dissoconiaceae
Product: P-loop containing nucleoside triphosphate hydrolase protein
Exons: 2
Coding region: 1-921 (306 amino acids)
Molecular function (GO): ATP hydrolysis activity
Source: RefSeq, a predicted model, not a curated record
AUGAGUGCGCCUCACGCGAGUCACAAUGCCCUGGAGGCCUGGCUGACCUGGGCCUUCUCGCCCACGAUGUCGGCCAUCAUCGCGACGAUGCUGGUCGCGACGCUGCUCCCCAUCAUCAUCCACUUCUACCUGUACAGCACCGCGAAGGGCGGGGCCGCGGAGCCGACCUUCCUGCUCAUCGGACCGAGUGGGUCCGGCAAGACGAGUCUUCUCACCUUGUUCGCCAACUCCGCCCCCACCCCGACGCAUACCUCGCAGACGACGACCGCCGCCGCCUGUCGACUUCCGCCGUCUGCACGCACCGCCGCCGACCAGUACCGAUCCGAGAACGACACCUCGGCCCACUCGCAACCCACCUUCCAGCUGAUCGACACCCCCGGCCACGGCAAGCUCCGGCACCAGGCCUACUCCCUGGUGAACGGCGAGCCGGCGUCUGCGCCCAAGGGGAUUCUCUUCGUGCUCGAUGCCGCGGCGCCGUCCCUCGCCGACGCCGCCGCGUACCUCCACGACGUCCUCCUCGUGCUGCAGAAACGCCGCACACAAGCGAAGACCUCAAAAGUGCCUCCCGUGAUCCCGGUCCUCGUCGCGGCGAACAAGCAGGACGUCUUCACUGCGCUGCCGGCGCCCGUCGUCCGUCGGCGGUUGGAGGAAGAGAUAGGCAAUGUCCGCUCGAGCCGGAGUCGGGGACUGCUCGAUAGCUCGAUGCAAGGCGACGAGGGAGCCGGGAUCGGGAACGAUGACGACGAGGAAGCGAGCUGGCUGGGAGAGUACGGGAGCAAGAAGUUCUCCUUCGAACAGCUGGCGGAAUUCGGGGUGGAUGUGACGGUCGCGGGAGGGAAUGUUCUGGCGGAGGGGGAAGAGGGAGGGGAUAGCGGGCGGAGGGUGCAGGAAUGGUGGGACUGGAUCGCGGAGAGUCUGUGA